UUCAGCGCCGAAAUCCAGCGAGUGUCCAGCCAUGCCACAACGAAUACUUCCCCUGUCAACUCUGUGAAGCGUAGUGAUACUGGCACAGCGUUAAGCGCCCCAAGGUGAACUAAGCUUAAGGUUACAACACAUUUGUUGUUUUCAUAUUUUUUUAUAUUCCUUGAAUAGAGUGAUUCGUUUUUGGAGCACUUGCCUUUUCUGCAUUGAAUUGUAGCGCAAUCACAACCUUUCACCAUUACUUCCCAAAGCAAAACAGACUUUUUAGCGCUUGCUUCUCGGACUCUCCAGAGGAAGCGUGUUGUUGCUGCUGUGGUUGGCAUCGUCAUGGUGUUAGCGCUUAUCAUAGCGAUACCGCUGCUGGUCCAAGCAUCCAAGACGGACGCACACUACGAGAUGAUGGGCACCUGUAGGAUGAUAUGUGAUCCAUACAACCCCAAACCCAGCGCCAAUGCUCUGGAAGUCAUGCAGGACCUGAGUGCCAUCCCAUCCCCGGCGUUCUCGCAUGGGACUAAAGGCGAUCCGGGUCGGCCGGGGAAACCAGGACCGAGAGGUCCGCCAGGCGAACCAGGUCCACCCGGUCCAAGAGGACCGCCGGGGGACAGGGGGAACUCGGGGAAACCGGGUUAUCCCGGCCUUACCACGGGGGAGACGGCUAAAGGGACCGUGAGUAGCGCUAGGACCGAUAAUGGCGAGGACCGAGACUCCGCAAUUGGCGGCACAAAAAUCGCAUUUUACGUGGGUCUGAAAAACCCCCACGAGGGAUACGAGGUGCUAAGGUUCGACGACGUGGUGACAAACCUGGGGAACCAUUACGACCCGUCUACCGGCAAGUUCACGUGUGAAGUGUCCGGGAUCUACUACUUUACAUACCAUGUGUUAAUGCGUGGAGGCGACGGGACCAGCAUGUGGGCAGAUUUGUGCAAAAACGGACAGGUCCGCGCCAGUGCGAUAGCCCAAGACGCAGACCAGAACUAUGACUACGCCAGCAACAGUGUAGUGCUUCAUCUAGACUCCGGGGACGAGAUCUACAUCAAGCUGGACGGAGGCAAGGCGCAUGGGGGAAACAACAACAAGUACAGCACGUUUUCCGGUUUCAUUUUGUAUCCGGACUAAACCUAGACAUGCAGGGAUGUGAACUCUACUAUCAUUAUUAGACUCUAUCAUACCUAGAGCAAGUUGCCCGUUGUCCGGGCGCCCCUGUAAGCGGUUGUGCGUCAUUUGUUUGUAUAUUUGUGGGGUUUGGGGAGCCAAGACAUGCCAUCCGCCCGUAUACAGAAGACAUUUCCGUGUGAUGUGGUAUAUUUUGCUUGAAAAUCUGUCUGUUUCCACUCAAGAUAUAUAGCCUAUUAAAAUAUAUAUGUAUCAAAAAUAAGCAACAAAGAUGAAAGUAAGGAGUCAGACUUCAUAUUUAUUGUUCCACCAAGGUCCGUAUGUUACAAAAAUGUUUUAUGUCAUAUAGUAGCUUAUUCCAGUACACU
Molecule: messenger RNA, 1478 nt
Organism: Salvelinus sp. IW2-2015
Lineage: Eukaryota; Metazoa; Chordata; Actinopteri; Salmoniformes; Salmonidae
Gene: c1ql2
Product: complement component 1, q subcomponent-like 2
Molecular function (GO): protein binding
Source: RefSeq, a predicted model, not a curated record